Messenger RNA from Crotalus tigris (Tiger rattlesnake), 2877 nucleotides. It is a transcript of the gene TMEM150A, whose product is annotated as transmembrane protein 150A. Gene Ontology annotation, biological process: protein localization to plasma membrane. The record is from RefSeq and is a predicted model, not a curated record. Lineage: Eukaryota; Metazoa; Chordata; Lepidosauria; Squamata; Viperidae. Bases 783 to 2273 code for a protein of 496 amino acids. The transcript has 8 exons.
AGGAGCGCACAACACAUUGAGCUACAAAAAGGUAAACCUCCCAGACUACUACAGCUUAAAAGGCAAGUGCCCUUCUCCAAAGAACAGUUACAAGGCUGGGCUCCCAUGGGGCAAAUGAGCAUCCCUGUCUCCAUGCACUCCUGCCAUUUGGGGACAUGAGGACUAAAAAGUAGCUGUAAGGGUACACAUAUACACACACAAGUGGAUGUCAAGGAUCAGGUCCUGUAGCCCCCUCAGAAUAGUUACUGAUUCAUUAGGAAUUCAUAUUCAUACAUCAAGGUGAAAAAAAGAAAUCUAAGGGGCUCAGGAGAUCUCCAAAAGGGUAGAAUUUGGCCAAAGCCUUUGCAACUCAAAUCAGUCCAGGAAAUCGGACAAAGUGCUUUCUGGGUCAGGACUGUUCCUCAGCUUCAGGACUUGGAACAAAGUAUUUUAUGCGUUUUUUUUUUUUUAAAAAGCUCAUCCAAGGGGAUUUGGUUUAUUUCAUUUUUAUUUAUUUACAGAAAGGCAUAAGCUCUCACCUUUGCUUUAUAAUUUUAGAAUUGUAAGCCACCCAAUCACUUGAUUGAGUUGGGGGGCUACAGAAAUUGAUUCAAUAAACUUACGGUUUUAGCACAUUUUGACCAGGCUAAAGCACAGCGGGGGAGGGAACCCCCCAGUGAGCAGCAACGCGCCUGACUCGGCUGUAGGAGCUGCGGAGGGGGGGCAGCUUGGGACCAGCCCUCCCCUUCCUCUCUCCCCGACCUACCUUCUUCGGGGGCGGGGAAGGAGUGAGCACCACCACCAUGAAGCCUAGUCAGGCGUUGGCCUCGGAGUCCGGGGAGGGCUCACCUGCCCGGGCAGCCUCCCGCACUCCAACCUUCGCUUGCUCGAACCCGAAAUUGUCCCGAGCGGGUUCCAGGCCCCGAGGGUCCCGCUCCCAGGUUAGGCGGAGGGGCAGAGGAAGGCGGCUGGCGGCCUCGAAGACCGAGGGCCCAGCCGGCGUUUCUCGCCGGGGGCUGCAGAGCGCAGGCGUAACCCACCCUCAGCGAUACUCCCCCGCCAAGCGGGUCGGCUCCGGCUUCUGUCCGGAGAGGCGCGGCGCCUCUGCAGUCCUUCAGCCGGGGCCGCUUCGCAAUGCCCGAGCGCGGAGCCUCCCGAGAGCUGCCGCCUGGCGAAGAAGGGCGGCCCGAGCGCCGCCGGCCCUGAGGCGGCAGCAGGGCGAGCGGUGCCGGCUCUUCCCAGCUUUCCCCGCGCGCGCCCCCUCCCCGCCGGCUGAAGGCCGGGCCUCUCCUGGUCAGCUGGGCGGCACCGGCCUGGCCUCCGAGGCUCCGGCCGUCGAGGGCGACGGCGAGCGGAGCACCUGGUUCCAGCUGGAGGCCUUGAGCUGUGGCUGGGUCCCCCACUUCCAUCCCACCCCUCCCCUCCCUUUUCCUUUCUCCCCUCUCCCCCUCUUAAGGGUCCCCCUUCUGCACUCACUAAUGACUGCGUGGAUCAUCCUCCCUAUCAGCCUCUCUACCUUCUCAAUCGCUGGAAUAUGGAUUGUCUACGCCAUGGCAGUCAUGAACCACCACGUGUGCCCUGUUGAGAACUGGUCGUACAACGAGUCUUGUUCUGCUGAUUCUACCAAGCACGGCUACCCCAAAAGCUGCUGCACCUUGGAAGAUGUCCCUUUGAUCAGCAAAUGUGGCACUUACCCUCCUGAAAGUUGCCUCUUCAGCCUUAUUGGGAACAUUGGCGCUUUCUUGGUGGCCAUCAUCUGCUUCCUGCGCUACGGGCAACUCCUAGAGCAGAGACAGGCCUCCGGGGUGAACACAGCAGCCCUUGUCACAGGUUGCACCAAUGCAGCUGGCCUGGUGGUGGUUGGGAAUUUUCAGGUGGAUUAUGCCAAAUCUCUUCACUACAUCGGAGCUGGUGUUGCCUUCCCAGCUGGCCUGCUUUUCAUCUGCCUACAGUGCUUCCUCUCCUAUCACACGGCUGUUUCUGCCCUGGACUUCUGGAUGGCCCAUCUGCGUGUUUUCCUCUCCACCACGGCCUUCAUCGCUCUUGUCGUCAGCGGCGCCUUCUUUACCCACCAGAGCUUCCUCCUGCAGCACCUGGCCGCCAUCUGCGAGUGGGUCUUUGUCGUCGACAUUCUUGUUUUCUAUGGAACCUUCAGCUACGAGUUUGGUGCCAUCUCCAACGAGACCCUGGUUGCUGCCCUGCAGCAUUCCAGCGGCCGAGGCUGCAAGUCGCCGGGCAGCAGCAGCCCCUCUGCCCACCUGAACUGCCCUCUGGAGAGCAUUGCCAUGAUAUGAGGGUGGCGGGAGGGCGGGCCGGCCCAUCCCACCCUCUCCGCUGCUCUGGCAGGCUGGCUUUUCUUUGGCCACUUUUUUAUACCAAGAUGUUUUUUUAAAGAAUACGUGGCUGCCUAGCCCAUCUGAGAAACUUCGUUUUCCAAACAUCCAGAGAUGUCCCAAGGAUCUCUUUGCUCACCUUCGCGUCAGGUCACCUUGAAGCACUUUCUCUGCCAAAUCUCCUGCCACCCUUCAGGAAGUGCCUCCAAGCUGGAAGGGGGCUCUUGCGCGUGUCAGGGUACCCAAGAACCCAGUUUCCUCUGGCCAAAAUUGUGCCUUACUGCCACCCCAUUUUCUUUUGAGGCAAGAGUUGCUUAAGCUGCAGAACCAAAUUUAUUUGGGGGUGUCCCCUGUGCUGGUGGAAAUAUACCCUUCUUGUUCCAGGCCUUUCAAGAAAAUAAACCCGAAAUACGGGAAAGAGACCUCCUCCACUAUUUUCAUAAACCCCCAACAUCAUACAGAGUUCCUUUCUCUCUUCAGCCCUGGGUAAAGUGGUUUGAUAUUUUGUAGAACUGUUUUGUAUCUUUCCUAUGUAAACAAAAUAUAAAAAGAGCUAUCAGGGGAA